Molecule: messenger RNA, 1784 nt
Organism: Pogonomyrmex barbatus (red harvester ant)
Lineage: Eukaryota; Metazoa; Arthropoda; Insecta; Hymenoptera; Formicidae
Product: WD repeat-containing protein 46
Biological process (GO): maturation of SSU-rRNA from tricistronic rRNA transcript (SSU-rRNA, 5.8S rRNA, LSU-rRNA)
Cellular component (GO): 90S preribosome; nucleolus; small-subunit processome
Molecular function (GO): protein binding
Source: RefSeq, a predicted model, not a curated record
GUAAAUUCUCUAUAAGGAACUUAUACUAACGCCCUCGUGACAAAUAUUGUUCGACUUCAUUCAGUGGUCGUAAACGUUUGUAAUAUAUAUCAUUGAUGAAAUAAAUUUAAUAUAAAAAUUACAAUGAAACGAUCAGAUAAAAAGGAUCGUAAAAAGAUACCAGUUGAUAAGAGACGAGUUGGUUCUAAAAGAAUGCCAAUUCGUAAGAAACAUGCUAAGGUGCCAAUUGAUAAAAAAGUAUUAGCAAAAUAUUCACAAGGUCCUGGAGUUGAAUUAAAACGAAAGACAAGUGCAAUAAAGAAUAAAGUACUGAGAAAAAAACUACAGCAGAAAGAGCAAGCUAUAGAGGAGCAAGUAAAGGCUUCUGCUCGGACAGAAUUAUUAUUGACUGAAGAACAUGGUUAUAUGGAAGCAGAAUCUGGAGAAGUUACAACUGACUAUCGGCAAAAGCAGAUAGUAGACAAUGUAGAUAUAACGAGCGCAGCUAAACGUUUCAAAUUAGAUUUGCAACAUGGCCCAUACUGCUUUAGGUAUACUAGAAAUGGUAGACACUUGCUCUUGGGUGGCAAGCAAGGUCAUGUGGCAACCUUUGACUGGGUGACAAAAAAGUUGGCUUGUGAAAUAAACGUGAUGGAAUCUGUCCAUGAUGUUACUUUCCUACAUCUCGAGACUAUGUUUGCAGUGGCACAGAAGGAUUGGGUCUAUGUAUACGAUAAUCAAGGAAUAGAAUUACAUUGUUUAAAGAGAAUGAAUGGCGUGACACGAUUGGAAUUUCUGCCAUAUCAUUUUUUACUUGCCAGUGGAUCGAAGGAUGGUCAUAUGGCUUGGUUGGAUGUAUCCAUAGGCAAACUUGUCGCCCGUUAUAAUUCCUAUUUAGGCAGAAUAUCUGUAAUGACGCAGAAUCCAAGUAAUGCAGUACUAUGCGUUGGUAACUCAAAAGGAGUAAUAUCUAUGUGGUCUCCAAAUUCUCAUAAACCAUUAGCGAAGAUGUUGUGUCAUCAUCAGUCAAUUAUGACAUGCACCAUUCAUCCACAUGGCACUUAUAUGGCAACUAGUUCUUUAGAUAAUUAUGUAAAAAUAUGGGAUAUUAGACAGUUAGCAGGACCGGUGAAUCAUGUUCGCAUUCGUUCUCCUGCUUAUCGUAUGUCUUAUAGUCAACGUGGUUUGCUCGCGCUGGGAAUGGGCAAUGUAGUCGAAGUUUAUAAGGAAACUUCUGGCGAUUUCAAGCCAUAUUUACGACACAAAACUGCUCGUAAUGUGAAUUGCGUGAGAUUCUGCCCAUAUGAAGAUGUUUUGGGAAUUUCUACGGCAAAUGAAUUUUCAUCACUCUUGGUGCCAGGAAGUGCGGAAGCGAACUACGACGCUUACGAGAUUAAUCCAUUCCAAACUAAGAGUCAAAGACGAGAGACAGAGGUGAAAGCACUUCUGGAGAAAAUACAACCAGAAUUAAUUACUCUCGAUUCAACUGAGAUACUUGAAGUUGAUGUACCUACAUACAAAGAGAAAGUGGAAGCGAAGAAAAAGCUUUUGUAUAUUAAGCCAAAACCGAUAAACUUUGAACCUCGACGAACGAAAAGUAAAGGAAAGGGUGGUACUGCGAAAAUAAUAAAAACUAAAAAGAUAUUAAAAGAUCUAAAUCGCCGAGAAAUGAUUGAAACGCUUCGUGAAGCAGAAAAGGAAACACCAAAAAAGACUGAGAAUCAGGAUAAAGAUUAUGGUGUAUUAAAUAGAUUUCUUAACAAAAAAUAAAUACUAUGUGAUAGGAUUUAUAAAUAUAGGAUUUG